Molecule: messenger RNA, 3671 nt
Organism: Symbiodinium necroappetens
Lineage: Eukaryota; Dinophyceae; Suessiales; Symbiodiniaceae
Source: the annotation of a GenBank genome assembly
AUGGGCAAGCUUGCGUGCGUGCUUGCAUCCGUGGUUGCGUUUGGCCAGUUCGGCUUGUCAAGCGCGGAAGAAGCAUGUGGCAGCCCUGAUCAUGCAGCGGGUGCCGCCUUGCUUUCGGCAAGAGUGAUGCGGGAGCGUGUAGCAGGCCUCAGCUCCGAAAUCAAUGAGUCGGUGACCGACAUUCUCCGCGACACCCUGCAGCAGGAUGCGAACGACACAUCGAAGUUUCCUGAUGCAGAAGCCAACACUACGCACAAUGACAGCACUACCGGAUUGGGUGGAUUGUCGAAGCCCUUCGAAUUCUUGUACGCGAAGGUUGCCGAGCUGGAGGCGGCUGUGCAGUUGCAGAACGCGGAGAUCAAGGUCUUAUCAAGUCGACUUGACGAGAAGUCAGAGCAAGUGGCUGCUCUGAUUGCGACUGUGCAGCUCCAUGCCCAGCUGCCGGACCAUGGCCAGCAUGAUCCUGAGCAGCUGGAGCACCACGUGGCAAGGGCAAGAGCCAGUGCACGCACUGCGCACGAGAAGCAUCGCAAACAGGUCUCAAACAUGCAGAAGGCCGAAUCCAUCAAGAUACUUCGAGCGGUGAUGGGCAAGCAUGCGCACCAGCAUCGUCAUGGAUUUAAACAUCCCCCAGAUGCAAACAACAUAUCAGAUCCCGAGCCGAUGCCAUCUGAUGUGAAGAAGUCGCUCGAAAUGCGGGCCGGCUUGAUCGAACGAGGUGCAGGCGACACUGCGCGGGAGUUGGACACCGCCGUGUCCGCAAAGGAUCCUUUCGGGGCUCUCUCGGAUGCCUACAAUGAAGCGACGGACCAAGUGUCUUUUGUGGCGAAUACGGUAAUCGACACGGUGGAAGCUGCGAUGGCGAUCUUGUUGAAUGGCUUCGACAUGAGCGCCGGUUGUCCGGACUCCAAGGCACCCUCGGCGAGCGCAGACGUGGAUGGGGUGAAGAUUGAUUUCGGGAGGCAGCGGUGUGAGAUCACUUUGGUCGGCCAGAAGGUUGAGCUUUUCGACUUCAACUUCGGAGACAAAUCCUUCAAGUGGUGGGGGCCCCUGGCCACUCUUGCAAAGCUGGGUUCCGCAAUCGCCGGCUGUGCCUCCGGUGGUGGCACAGAUGCCCUUGUGUGCUUCGCAAAGAUCUUGGGCAAUACGCUUCUGAAUGGUGUCCCACCAUUUAGCUUCCUCGCGAAGCUUGACAAGAUCAUGGAAGAGUUCAUUGAGGUCUUUGCCCUGAUGGCCGGCAAGCUUAUUGAAAAAGCUGUCGGUGACAGCACAAGCCUCAUCCAAGAGGCUGUCCAAACAAAGUUCCCGGAUGUCGGAGCUGCAGCUGUGGUGAAGAAAUACAGCAAAAGUUUGGAGCUUCGCCUCAGCAGCCGCCACGGCCCAAAGCACACACGACCAGUUGAGGCAAAGCCAUCAGCCGACGCCUCCCUACUCCAAAGCGAUCGAAGUGGCACAGAAUCGCUGCGCGGGGAUGAUGACACACCGGAGGGUGCCCUGGGCUUCGGAGCGGCAGACUAUGUCCCGCAAGUGCAUAAAUUGAUCACCCAGUUCAACGGUGUGGAAACAGACUCGGGCUCGUGCUUAGCAUUUGCCCCAAGUGUUCGAAACGGACCAGGCAACACAGUUCAACCCAGGGACUGGCAGACACCUGGGCCUCAAAGCAAUGUUCCACAGGAGUUCAUCAAGCUAGAGCCUUGGGCCGUGCCUUGCGGGAACGAUUGGAUGAAGCAGAACCCGGGCAAGUGGGAAGGAUAUUCUUUCUACACUUGGGAAGCUCCAGUGGAAAGGCUGGGUGAGGGACUACCUGACCCGGACGAUCGUGACUUGGGCAGCGACACCGAGAGUGAGAAGCUCGAACUAUGUUGGGAGGAGGAGGUGGAACACGAGACCGAGCACACCAAAGAAAAAGUGGCAGGAGUGGAGAACCAGAUGGAAAUCAUCGUGGAAGUGGGCAGGUUCUUUGACGACAACGGCAGCUGGACACUCCUUGCGGGAAAAAAGGAAAGCGCAAACCUCAGACGAGCGAGAAGGGAGGCACAAGUGACGCCACCGGGACCAGAUCGAAAAGCUGCUUGGAAGCGGGUACAAGCCCUCGCAAACGCGGAGAAGAAGCUGUGGCACACCAAGUUGCACGAGGCAGCCAGCAAACGAGAUUGGCGGGCGUACCGAGCCCACAAGCAACUCCUUCGCACACGCGAAUGGGAGCACUACCUGCUGGACGAUACCAACUGGCAGGGGGCACUCAAAACGCACUUCGAGGGCAUCUUCAAGAAGGAAGAGGCGGACACUGUGGCGAGGCACCUGGCCACCAGGAAGGACCAGCUCGCGCGCGCUUGCAAAACUACCAGGUGGAUCCCCUUCACCAUUGAAGAGCUUCAGGUGACGCAAGCCAAGUGGCCGCGCCGCAAGGCGGCGGGCCCCGAUGGGAUAGUCCACGAGGCACUCUUUUUCCUCAUGCAGGACGACUUGUGGGCCCAUCGCAUCUUGUACAUCCUCAACGAUGCACUCUAUCGGGGUACCCUCCCAGAGCUUCUCGAGAAAGGAGUAACCAUCCUCCUACCCAAAACCCCCACACCAGCCACCUGGUCAGACACGAGACCCAUCACCAUAUCGUCCUCGAUGCUCAAAUGGCUCGCGCAGCUUUUGCUUCGGCGCACACAACACCUACUGGCGCCGCUUUGCAAACUUCAGUGGUGCGCAAAAAACAGGCAGUCAGUGGAGAUGCUGUUGGCCAUCCGGAAAAUAGCGGGGAUGGCACGCGACUGGGGCGGACCCUUCAUCAUCGUGAAACUCGAUGUGAAGAAGGCGUUCGACACGGCCUCGCAAUGCAGUAUGGGUGACCUAGUCGCGGACCACAUCGGGGCACAAGGCCACCCGUGGGAGGCGAGAGUGUGGCUUUCUCUGCUCCACGCCAAGGGCAUGGACGUUCAGUUUGGAGGCACCGACGUCUUCAUCACCCAGACGAACGGAGUACGGCAGGGAGGACCGGACUCGCCCGUCGUUUUCUCCGCGCUCAUCGGGGACACCUUGCUGAAGACUGCCCAGAAAGUUACCGCAGACCCCAGAGGCCCCGAUUCUCGACUACCACCUCCACCACACCACACCGCCGGGUACAUGGAUGACGUGUACGUGUGGGGAGAAAACCCACGACACGUCCAAGAGAUCUUGACCGUGCUGGAAAGCAUCCUCGCGGAGCACGGCCUCUACAUCAACCACCUUAAGACCUGCGCCAUCGCCAACAAAGGGCAGCACACGCUGCGCAUAGCGGGGCACGCGGUUGAGACGCAAGGACCCAACCACCCUAUUAUGGUGCUUGGAUCACCAGUCUCCUUCGCCGGGGGACCCGCUUUCCUCACAGCGGAACUUGCCACACGAGCGAGGAAGGCCUUCUACGGGAACAAGAAGACACUGUGCGCCAAGACGAAGCUGGCCAGCAGGAUCAAAGCGCACAACGUGAUAGUGAGAGAGGCAGCACUUUGGGGGGCACCCACGUGGCCGAUCCACGACUCCUUGCUCCGCGCGGCGAACACGACUCAGCUCCAGCACAUCAGGAUCAUGAUGGAUCUCCGCCGGAGGUACAAUCCCAACCUGGACACGGAGAGACACAUCACAGCAACAGCGGGGAACACAAGAUGGUGGGAGGUGGCACAAGACAGAGAGCAGUGGCAAAG